Molecule: messenger RNA, 6167 nt
Organism: Phycodurus eques (leafy seadragon)
Lineage: Eukaryota; Metazoa; Chordata; Actinopteri; Syngnathiformes; Syngnathidae
Product: synaptotagmin-2-like
Exons: 11
Coding region: 284-1582 (432 amino acids)
Biological process (GO): regulation of calcium ion-dependent exocytosis; cellular response to calcium ion; synaptic vesicle endocytosis
Cellular component (GO): axon; dense core granule; synaptic vesicle membrane
Molecular function (GO): syntaxin binding; clathrin binding; calcium ion binding
Source: RefSeq, a predicted model, not a curated record
GCAGAGCGAGUGGGCAAGAGGAAGAAAAAAACUGCAGUGUGUGAGUGUGUGUAGUUUGUUUCCCUCCCCUGAGCAGAUCUUUAUCAAUUUGGGUGCUCCGGUCUCGGGGUGCACUCUGUGUGUGUGCAGUUAACAGCAGGUCCCAGCAAAGUGUCUUGGUGUCUGUGGAGAAGAGCCCUGUGUCCGGUGGAAAGCAGGUAGCAUAAAAAGGACAUCAGACUGGCAACUUUCUCACUGUGAAUACCUCCAACCACUUCUUCAAAAUUCAACAUUUGGGUCCUAAAUGGAUAAGUGGAACCCGGUCAAGCACCAGACAACGCCAAUGGUUGCUGCCAAGCCAACAGAGGCCAGUGCCUUGACUGUGACUCCUGCUCCUGUCGCACUCGUCUCUGCAGACAACUCCACCGAGCCAGUCAGCAAGAACGAUGCCUUUGACGAGAUUAAAAACAAGUUUCUGAAUGAAAUCGAUAAGAUCCCACUGCCAUCCUGGGCCAUCGUUGCCAUUGCUGUGGUUGCUGCUUUACUUAUUCUAACGUGCUGCUUCUGCAUCGUCAAGAAAUGUUGUUGCAAGAAGAAGAAGAACAAGAAGGGCAAGAAGGGGAAGGGUGAAAUGGGGAUGAAGAACCUCAAAGGAGGAGAGAAACAACAGGAUGAUGAUGACGAGGAAGACGAUGUUGAACCUGGACUUACUGGAGACGAGAAAGAAGAGGAAGUGAAGGAGAAAGAGAAGCUUGGAAAGUUGCAGUACUCAAUUGAUUACGACUUCCAGGAGAACAAGCUAACUGUGGGGAUCCUGCAAGCUGCUGAUCUCCUCUCCAUGGACAGUGGUGGUACCUCUGACCCCUAUGUUAAGGUGUUUGUCCUACCCGACAAGAAGAAGAAGUUUGACACAAAGGUUCACAAGAAAACACUUAACCCAGUCUUCAAUGAGACUUUUACCUUCAAGAUUCCAUUCCAAGAGAUGGGAGGAAAGACCCUGGUCAUGUCUGUCUAUGAUUUUGAUCGUUUCUCUAAACAUGACGUCAUUGGAGAGAUUAAAAUACCCAUGAACACGCUUGACCUGGCAAAGCCAAUUGAGGAGUGGAGAGAUUUAGACAGCGCGGACCAAGAAGAGCCGGAGAAGCUGGGUGACAUUUGCAUCUCUCUGCGUUACGUCCCCACUGCUGGAAAACUCACAAUCUGCAUUUUGGAGGCCAAGAACCUGAAGAAAAUGGAUGUGGGGGGUCUUUCAGAUCCCUAUGUGAAGAUUAACCUGCUGCAGAACGGGAAGAGGCUGAAGAAGAAGAAGACGACAGUUAAGAAGAACACAUUGAAUCCUUACUACAAUGAGUCGUUCAGCUUUGAGAUUCCUCUUGAGCAAAUGCAGAAAAUACAAGCUGUGAUCACAGUGCUGGAUUACGACAAGAUUGGUAAAAAUGAUGCCAUCGGGAAGAUCUGGGUGGGCAGCAAGUCCACCGGAGCCGGACUGAAACACUGGUCCGACAUGUUGGCCAACCCCCGCCGUCCCAUUGCCCAGUGGCAUCCACUGCAGCCGGAGGAGGAGGUGGAUGGUGCUCUCGCAGCCCUGGCUGCCAAGAAGUAAUCUCCCAUCCCACUCCCACGGUGCCCCCGAACUACCCACACGUUUCCGAUCAGGUCCACAGGUCCCACAUGUCAAUGUACAAUAUAUUCCCGUCCCAAAUGUACACCCCCCCCCAUCCCCCUGCCUCUCCUCCCUGCCAUCUUUCAAAAGAUCCAUAGAUACAAUUCAUCAUGAUGCCAAAUAGAGCUUAAAAGAAGCAUCAUGUUAGAUAAAAUCAUGUCAUUGAAAAAAGACGACAAGGUACAGGAUGGACAGAUACUCCAUCUUUCCUUUAGAUCUAUUUUUGUAUUGGGAUUGUGGUUCUGUUACUGAAAGUACAGCAUCGACUAUGAAGGACAGUUAGAGCGCUAAAUGGGAAUCGGGUAAGCAAGGGGAUAAAACGCCCAUUCAUCUAUAUUGUACCUUUCCCUUUAGUGACACAGUCUGCUUAGGAUAGUGCUUAAUAAUAAAAAUGCUUUAUACUGCCAUAUGAUAGAGGAAUAACACAAGCAGGUCCAUUCCUUGGGUGUAUUGUGCACCACGCUCCACACCUGCCACUUAUCUUACUCGACCAUUCUGUUAUGUUAACGUACAUUCCUAGAAUUGGGUAGCAAGUAGUGGUAGGCACAUAUCCAGUUACCCACAGACACACUGCCUUUUUGAUUAGUUCACCUUUCACCCAUCGUCUCAGGAAUACUGAGAGGAGACGCCACGCCUUUUUUUCUACACGGGUUGUUAUGAUCAAAACACGGUGAGAGAGAAACUAUUUGAUUGCUUUUCAGGAAGGCUGUUCUCCAUGUGGCUCGGUAGAUGGCUUUUCAGUUUCAAAGAUGAGGGAACAAGUGUGUUUAGUGUACCUUGACUGUGCAAAAUAUCAAUUUAAGAGACUAUCAGAGUGGGAACAACGACCGAGACUUGACUGCUACCACCAAUCACAUGACAUUUACAAGGCGUUGGUUGUCACUGCCUGCCGUCCACCACCUCCCGUCCCAACACCGCUGUAUCUCCCUCGUUCAGUGCUACUGCCAUUAGUCAUGGACUCCACACGAGGGUUUCACCGCGGUACCGUCCAACAGUCAUACAGGAGACAAGCCUUCCAAGUAUCAAAAUAAGCAAUUUUCAACUACCAGGGACGCCUUCCACUUAGUGUUGUUGUUCUCGUCGUUUCUCACUGUCUUUCUUUUAUAUAUAUAUAUAUAUAAAUAUAUAUAUAUAUAUAUAUAUAUAUAUAUAUAUAUAUAUAUAUACACCCCUGUUUUAUUUAAAACACCUUAAUUCCUCAAGCACUUUAGCUCAAAAUGUUUCAUCUAAACAUUGUUCAAAACCAGAGCUUUAAUGAUUAGUUUUAGGAAGAAUUAUUCAUGGGCUAUUUGGUGGAGUUGAUUGUGUGCAUUUUCUGCCUCAGAUUUGUGUGUCUUUCAAUUGUUUGGGUGUAACUUGCAAAGAUAAUAUAUGGAACACAGCACUGGUUCACGCGUAUUUCAUACACUGGACCAAAAAGCUGAAUUUUAAUUGCACUAACUGGGAUUUUUUUCUGACCGGUAGUACGCUGUUCUUUGGUUGGAUUAUUUUCUGGGGGAUGAAAUAUUUUGGUUACAUUCAUUCUUGGUUCUGUGUUUGGUUCAGUUUGUUUUAAAUAAUUCUGGUUUUUGAAUUGAAGACACUUCAUCUCAUGACUACAACAUUGGACACUUGUAUAUCCGCAGCAGUGCUAACAGCAAAAACUACCAGAUGACUGUGCUUUGUCAAUGUGAAUCAAAUGCAAUUAGGAAUCAAUAAUCAUUUUAUUUCUUAAUAACAAACAAGGAUUAGGAAUUCUUCAUCGUUUUCUUUUUUUUGUGUUGACAACACUAAAGAAAAGGUGACAUGGAAGCAAUCAAGCAACCCGUUGGUGUAAUUUUGCCUAUAUAUAUAGUUCACCCACGUUGAUACUGCAUGUUUAUACAAAAUACUGUACAUAAAAGCAUGUUUUAGAGAUGGAGCAAAAAUAUCUCGUGUACUUGAAUGGGUGUCAUUUGUCAUUUUAUUAACACAAUGAAAGCGGUAAAAAAAAAAAAAGAUGCACUGUAUAUUUUCUAAAUGAAACAAAUGUGUAUUUAUUUUCCAUGAGCGUUAUUGGAGAGAAUGCCAUCCAGAUGUUAUAGUAAUACUACUAAUAAUUACUAGGAACCUUUCCAAGCCUGAAAUUCUUAAGCAAGUGUGUCGUCCAGUACUGUGCGUGAGUUCAUGUAGGAUGAAAAUAUACCCGCAUGUUUGCUAUCUAACUCCUUGUGGUCCCAGUAUUAUAAUUUGCUUUUAUUUUUAAAAAAACAACACAAAAUAUACUGCCAUACAUAUUGUUUCAGGCUUUAUCUGAAAGUUACUUUAUCUUUAUUUUGAGUAUUUCUUAGUUUUUCAAAAGUUUUUCUGUAUGGAUUAAGGGUCUCCAAGUCUUCAAACCUAUAUUUUUCCCAAAUAUCCUUCUAAACGUUUACAACUAAGAGAAAAAUUAGGAGCUGCAUUAUAAUGUUUGUGCCAAUGCUGAUCCAGAAUAAAGUCACGUCUGGGUUAUUUCUUCCAACGGGGCCAAAAUAUUGAAUAGUUAUAUUCCAUUCAACACAAAUGACUUGGAGUCCCCUCUUCCCCCUUUGCUUACAUUUUAUUUAUUAAUUGUAUUUAAAUGACCUUAAAACCUCCAUGGCUAUAUGUCUUUAACUGUGUUUAUUAUACAAUAUAUGUAGAGAAGUUAAAUGAUAAAACUAAAGCCAUAAAACUCAAGCACUAACUCUUUAGAGCUCAGCUGAGUCGAUAGAUAUAUUCUAUUUAAAAAAAAAAAAACGUCAUUUUUCUUGGCCAGAGUUUGUCCUGACAUUCCGUUUCAAGGUCUUUGUUCAUUAGGAGGGCGAGCUCUUACAGAAAUGUGAGCAUCCACAAAUCUUUCUUAGGGGAGAUGUAUGUGUUUUGAUUGAUUGAUUUGUUUUUUUAACUAUGGUAAGCUGACCGUAUUAUUUAUCAGUAUGAUAUCACACUAAGUUCUUUAUAAGCCUUCCAAAAUGAUGUACAGAGAGCAUUUUGCACCUGUGAUAAGUGUAAUAUAUCAACUAAACUGGGUUUGUCUGCUUUUUAGUUAGCAUAGUUUUGAUUAUUACUACUAACAAAAUGGUUUCAAAACCAUUUUUACCAAACUUACUACAGCAGACAUUAUAAAGUUGGUUUGCUUAGCAAAAUGUAUACAAAAUAGCUAACGAUGAUUGCCGUUCCUAGCUGGCUGCAGUUGGCUAAUUUAGCUUAAUUUCUACAAAUUGCUGUGGCCCCAUUGUGCGGAGCAAUUUUACCUCUUAAUACAUGAGCAGGAAAGGGUUACCUUCUCCCAUAUUUAGCUAAUGCUGCUAUUGUAGCUACAAAUACAACCGUUUUUAAGAGGUUAACUUGGCAUAGUUAGAGCAAAAACUGCUAAUGUUGCCAACAUUGCAAACACUAGCAAAUGAAUUUUGAAUUUUCUAGUUUUAGCUUGUACUGCUAUGCUGAUGAUCUGAGUAGAUAUGUUUCAGUGUUUUGGAAAGACUGUCAGUCCCUUGCUACGACCACCUGAAUUCGCUGCCUGAUUUUGCAGAGCCAGACUUGUUUACGCAGAAAAUUGUGAGAUGGCGAAACAAAAGUGUCUGCAAAUACAAGCACAUUGAUGAGAUUUUCUACUCUCUGCAAUUGUCACGAUUGAUGAGGCUCUUUGCGGAUACAGAAAGCAUUGUGUUUGUUAAAUAACAACCUUCCUUAGCAACCAUGGUCAGACUUCAUUGUUCAUCCCUAAUCUGAUGUUAAUGUGCAUUUUUAUUCAAAUGUUGGUCAUUACCUUUGGUUGGAACACAAUAUGUGCACAACUGGUUUUCAGAUUUAAAUUCUGGGAUUUAAAAAGGGAAGCCAUCCACCACUUCUGAACAUGCACAUUCAACUCUCAUUACUCACUUUUGUUUUUAGCCAUGCUAUUCUUGAGCAGAAUGUGCAAUUGCUUAUUUUCCUACUGUGAUGUAUUCUUCAGAUGUCGAACGUUUGUGUUCAUUUGUCUACCUGAAUGUUGCCUUUAUAUUUGUGUCUUUGUCCUCUUCCUGUGUAAAUCAUCAGUCAUUCUCCUGAAGAAGCGGGCGCACGGAGUUCUUCCUCAAAUUCUGCUUUUGCUGUCUGUAAAGAAUGCUGGCCUUCAUGUUUACAACAUGGACAUAGUGUAUACUGCCAAAUUCCCGUACCUGACCUCUUUUUGAACGUUUGCAACUCUCAUUCCAGAUGGUUUCUUUUUUUACUUUCUCUUCCUCAUCCUCUUUGAAAGCAUUGGAUUGGAGGACGGUCAGGUUGUGUCCUCUAGCUGUGUUUCUUCGUGUCUUGUGUCGUGGUGCGCGUGUUCAUGUCAGUACUUGUGCCUACUGUGGAUCGCAUGCUUUAGCCCCUGACUGGACACAAACAUUGCUCACAAACUCCUCUUGACCCUUAUGUGGAAAAAUGUCGGGGAUCCUUAUAACAUUACCAAGGGAGCCAAAUAACUUAUGACAAAUUUAUCAUAUGUGGUACCAGUUCUGUAAAAAACAAAAACAACAAAAAAAAAACAAAUAGGAAAUAAAGAACUUUUAUUUACAAA